Zychaea mexicana is the source of this 3409-nucleotide messenger RNA. RefSeq lists its product as uncharacterized. The coding region runs from base 79 to 3105 and encodes 1008 amino acids. The transcript is spliced from 11 exons. NCBI's taxonomy places the organism in Eukaryota, Fungi, Mucoromycota, Mucoromycetes, Mucorales, Lichtheimiaceae. The record is from RefSeq and is a predicted model, not a curated record.
CAGCAGCAGCAGCAGCAGCUUCAACAUCAGACAGGAGAUAAUACAUCAGCUUCAGCAGCAGCAGCGGCAGCAUCUCCAAUGAUCCUGAUAUUGCUUCAAUGGUGGAAAGCACUGGUCGAGAGUGUACAAUUCCUUCAACAUACCGAAAGAACAUCUUACUUUGAAUCUCUUGUUGAAAUCGUAUCUCGGAACGAGUUUCUUUACUAUGAUCAAGCACCCGUAGUAGCAAUACUAGGGAGACAUCAUGAUGUCAAAUCUGGCUCUGAAUGGGCGUAUUUGUCCGAAUAUCACGAAUUGUUGAACAAAACAUUAAGCUAUGCUAUCGACACUGCAGAUGUCUCUGCUGUUCAUCCCGGUACCAUCAUCUUUUGCGCCCAUAUUCUUGCACAAUGUUUCUUUAAAGUACCAGGCCUCGCAUCUGCUUUGCUGCAAACAUUACCUGUGCAACAAGAUACUAUUUCGAGCAUAAGGAGAGAACUUGUAGGCCACGAAGACGAUGACGUUUUCCCCAAAGAAACUUCCUAUCGAGCUCAGUUAUGCAAAACCAUGCCUGCCCACCUGACAAGCCGCAGCGACGAUCGCCAUUUACUACGUGUUCCACUCAAAUCCAAAGGGCAUUGGAUCUCAAGAUGGAAGACAAGCGACCGGUCCCUGUUCAUUAUGUUUUAUCAACGAUAUCAUAUACAUUUGAGCGCAUAUAUCCAUGCUGCAAUGCAAGGAGAUAGUGGUACGCAGGCAAAAAGCCACCACCACUUGCCAUCUGUGCAGACAAGAAACGCGUACUUGGCCGUAUCGCCAGGUUAUGUGCAUUUUGCAGCUUAUAUGACGGAGAAAGUCAGUUCUCUUUUACGAUCGUCUGUAAUGGAAGAAAUGUCAUGGUGUAACGAGUAUACUGCAACUGCAGCCACCAGUGCAACAUCAACGCAACAACAAACGCCUUCAUCUGCCAAGACCAUUGCUGCGCUUCCUCGACCGGAUUCUCCAGCUGUUGCUCCGAUGGUAACACCAGCCCCGACAGCAGCAAAAGUAGUGGCACCUUCCGAUGUUUCCAGUAACAAAUCGCCUCCAUCAUCAUCGCUUACUGAAUCACGCCCCACUUCAUCCGUCUCAACAGCUGUGCCUGCGAUCAAUGUUGUCGCUGUUAGCACCAUGGCUACAGAUCCAGGAUAUGCAGGAAAACCCAGAACGCUUGAAUCGGCGACGCGCCGAUAUGCAUACUGUUUAACAUCUUGUGCAAUUGACCCUGCGGGAACCAGCCCUUCGAACGAUAGCCGUAGUGCAAGUCAUCAUCAACACCAAAACAGCAGUAGAUCUGAUAUCACUGUUUAUCAUGAUAUGAUCAAUGUUUGGCUUAGAGCAAUCACUAAAAGCAUUAGUUGGACUUCACCCGAAAGUGUUUUUUGUCUCAUCGAUUUCCUGGAAAGUGUGAUCACCGAACUGAAAAAGAAACAUCACACUCAUGAUAGCGGAUCCCUACUCGUCGAUAUCCCCUUUAUUCUUCAUACAAUCCACCUCCUAUUAGCACAAGCCGACAAUACGAUCGUCCAUAUGCGCACACUGGCCUUUGUUUUUACAAACUUUGGAUUCUUGACACAACGCGCAGAGUUACUCGAUAUGUUGUGUAACCGAAUUUUGCUUCACCCCUAUCUUUUUGAACGGUUUAUCGUGCACUGGAAUAGUGGUGUGCGCAUAUUCUUCUUGCAAUGCCUGUUUUGGAGGAUCCGCCCGCUUUGGUCAUCCUCCACAGUUCAAUGGGGCUUUAGGGACACUGCGCUCAAGACCAGUGCUUGUGAUGGAUCGCGGUGUUGGAGCGCAUGGCACGAGGAACACAAUAUGAAUUCUAUUGAUGAAGAUGACUCAUCCAUGUCAGGUUACCAAUACCGUCAAACAACAACAACUGGCAGUGAUUCAAUCACUGAACAUAGAAAGUGUACUCUUGAGAUACAUAUAACACUUGAAACACUGUUAGCAUCAUUCUUGCAGCAAUAUACCCGACUUGACUUGCUGUUAAAAGAUAUAGGCGACCGUCGAGAUCGCCAUGCCGCCAUAUCUAGACUACAGACCAAUACAGUAACUCCGAUCCUUUUCCUUCCUUCAUUCACAUCACAGCUCACUUUGCCGUCACCGCCGCCUCCACCGAAAAAGAGAAGCAUCGCUUCCAUCACCACUACCAGCACCGCCACCACUAGUCCUUACACAACAUUACCACCAACACCUCCACCACACGGUACACCAUAUUUGCAAUCACCAUCCUCACAACAGCAACAAGAACAUAGACGCCGCUCACGAGUUUUUAGUAACAACUUAAAGGUAGCAACACGUCGAUUGUCUCGUACAUUCCUUAAAACAGAUAUCAACAUAUAUGAUGAUGACGACGACGACAGCAGCGAAUCCUGCUCUUCCACGCCACCACGUCGUCAUAGUACCACAACUGCAUUUGCUAGCGCACCUACCUUAUCCGAAGUGAGGGUGAACACCAAUAAGUCAUCCUCCCCAAAACAAUACUAUACUGUUCCUUCUACUUACAUGUGUCGGCGUCAAAGCAAGACAGCCUCUUCAAUUAAUCACCACCAGCCGCAAACUACGAUUGGAGACGAGAACGUCAACACUGCUAGUAGCAAUAAUCAAGGUUAUUUCAAUACUUUGGAUCAUCAAGAAAGUGGUGGUAGCACUAGCGGUAGCAGUAGCAGCACCGACAGUAGCACAUGCGAGGAUUCUGCAUACGCAAGUGGCCGAACAACACCCACUGGAUUGCCAUCCAUCUUUUACAGUGGUAGAAAGUCGUCCUCUUCGUCGUCGUGGAUGAUGAUGUCAGCGGCAGCUAUGAUGGCCUCUAUACCUGAGAACGUAUCAGCAGCAAAUGGCUGGCGAUAUGCUCCUACUGCACACACGUAUGCAGCCAAGGCAGUUGCAGAAAUGGAUUUGAUUAUGAACAGCAGUUUACCAUCCUCAUCAGCAACUGCAGCAGCAUCCUCCGCAGCAACUCGUAGGAUGUCCUUGAGCUCAGCUUCGAUAUUGAAGAAGACAUCUGCUCAAACAAGUCCCACAGGCGUUCCUGAAAUUUCGGUCGAUUGGCCGAAAGCAUGGAGCUCUCCGCAAUUUUAAAAUUUUUACUCUUCUUUUCCCUCGUUAAUCAUCAUCCUACGCAUUACUACUGAAUAGUAGCUGUAUUAGCAUUAAUAUCUUCCCAAAAAACACACACACACACACACACACUCUCUCUCUCUCUCUUUCUCUUUCUCAUAUUUCUUCUAUCUUACACAGACAAGUUUUAUCUAGCUCAGAAUCCAUAUAAUCUCCCUCUUUUAUUUUUGACAAAACCAAUGUACAUUAUAUUGCAGUUUCUUUCUUUUUGAUUUUUCUAUAUCAAUAAACUACAAGUAUACCCGUCUAAAAUAUCAUACAAAAA